GCGAGCGAGGAAGCGCGGAGCAGAGGCCCAGCCAGCAGCCGCUCCGCCUCCCAACCCGCAGGGCCCCGACGGCGGAGCCGCGGGUCUCCCGGUGUCCGAGGCCAGGCGCAUGGCGCCCGGGGGAGCACGCUGAGCACGGGGCGCGGCGCCGCGGGCGGCACGAUGGCCCUGGAGCAGGCGCUGCAGGCAGCGCGGCAGGGCGAGCUGGCGGCGCUGGAGUCCCUGCGCGAUGCCGGCCAGCUGGGGCCCUGGCUUCGAGACCCGCUGGACGCGCUGCCCGUGCACCACGCGGCCCGCGCCGGCAAGCUGCACUGUCUGCGCUUCCUGGUGGAGGAGGCCGCCCUGCCCGCCACGGCCCGAGCGCGGAACGGCGCCACCGCGGCCCACGACGCCGCUGCCACCGGUCACCUCGCCUGCCUGCAGUGGCUGCUCUCGCAGGGCGGCUGCAGAGUGCAGGACAAAGACAAUUCUGGUGCCACAGUCCUGCAUCUGGCUGCCCGCUUCGGCCACCCCGAGGUGGUGGACUGGCUGCUGCGUCGCGGCGGUGCGGACCCCACCGCAGCCACAGACACGGGAGCCCUGCCUGUCCACUACGCCGCCGCCAAAGGAGACUUCCCCUCCCUGAGGCUUCUCAUCGGGCACCACCCUGAGGGAGUGAAUGCCCGAAUCAAGAACGGUGCCACGCCCUUGUACCUGGCGUGCCAGGAGGGCCACCUGGAGGUGACGCAGUACCUGGUGCAGGAGUGCGGCGCGGACCCGCACCUGAGCGCCCACGACGGCAUGACUCCGUUGCAUGCUGCGGCACAGAUGGGUCACAGUUCGGUCAUCGUGUGGCUGGUGAGCUGCACCGACGUGAGCUUGUCGGAGCGGGACAAGGACGGCGCCACGGCCAUGCACUUUGCGGCGAGCCGCGGCCACGCCAAAGUGCUCAGCUGGCUCCUGCUGCACGGCGGCGAGAUCUCGGCCGACCUGUGGGGCGGGACCCCACUGCACGACGCCGCCGAGAACGGGGAGCUGGAGUGCUGCCAGAUCCUGGUAGUGAACGGCGCGGAGCUGGACGUCCGCGACCGCGAUGGAUACACAGCCGCCGACCUCUCAGAUUACAACGGCCACAGCCACUGCACCCGCUACCUGCGCACGGUGGAGAACCUGAGCGUGGAGCACCGCGUGCUGUCCAGGGACCCGUCCGCCGAGCUGGAGACCAAGCAGCCCGACUCGGGCAUGUCCUCGCCCAACACCACCAUGUCAGUGCAGCCCCUGAACUUCGACCUCAGCUCGCCCGCCAGCACCCUCUCCAACUACGACUCCUGCUCCUCCAGCCAGUCCAGUGUCAAGGGCCGGCGGCCGCCCCGAGGGCCCCCCAGCACCAGAGCUGCAGACAUACAGAGCUACAUGGACAUGCUGAGCCCGGAGCUGGGCCUGGCCCAGGGCAAGAUGGAGAAAACCACGGCGCCCCCCCCACCGCCCAGCUUCCCUCCGCCACCCCCUCCCCCGGGCACCCAGCUGCCCCCGCCCCCACCGGGCUACCCCGCGCCCAAGCCCCCCGUAGGGCUGCCAGCGGCUGACAUCUACAUGCAGACCAAGAGCAAACUCCGCCACGUGGAGACCCAGGCCUUCGGAAAGGAGCCGAGCGCCGGCGACGGCCACGACGGGCUGCGCAGGCAGGACUCCGGCCGCAAGCCCCGCGCCUUCAGCAAGCAGCCCAGCACGGGGGACUACUACCGCCAGCUGGGCCGCUGUCCCCGGGAGCCGCCGGCCGCUCGCCCGGGCAUGGCGCACAGCGAGGAGGCGGCGCUGAUCCCCGGGAGUCACGUGCACAACGGCUGCGCCGCGGACCCCAAGGCGUCCAGGGAGCUGCCGCCCCCGCCGCCGCCGCCGCCGCCGCCCCUGCCGGAGGGCCUGAGCUCGCCUCCCCCCGCCCCGCCGCUGCCCCUCGAGGGCGCGGGCCCCGGCUGCGGGCAGCGCCGCUCUUCCUCGUCCACCGGCAAAGUGAGAGUCCUGAGGCACAGGAAGAGCACCAAGUCUUUCAACAUGAUGGCCCCGACGGGUGACAACUCGGAGCUUCUGGCUGAGAUCAAGGCUGGCAAGAGUCUGAAGCCCACACCGCAGAGCAAGGGUCUGACCACGGUGUUCUCCGGCAGCGGUCAGCCGGCCUCCCAGCCCGACUCGCCGCUGCCGCCAGCGUCGCCGGCACCCUCUCGGGCCCGCAGCCCCACCCCGCCGGCCGUGGGGCCCCAGCCCCUGCUCAACGGCAGCCUGGCACCCGCGCCGCCCUCCACCCCAGCGCCGGGGGUGCAGCUCGACGUGGAAGCGCUCAUCCCCACGCACGACGAGCAGGGCCGGCCCAUCCCGGAGUGGAAGCGCCAGGUGAUGGUCCGCAAGAUGCAGCUGAAGAUGCAAGAGGAGGAGGAGCAGAGGCGGAAGGAGGAGGAGGAGGAGGCCCGGCUGGCCAGCAUGCCAGCCUGGAGGCGGGACCUCCUGCGGAAGAAGCUGGAAGAGGAGAGGGAGCAGAAGCGUAAAGAGGAGGAGCGGCAGAAGCAGGAGGAGAUGCAGCGCGAAAAAGAGCAAUCAGAGAAGCUGCGAACGCUGGGCUACGACGAGACCAAGCUGGCGCCGUGGCAGCGACAGAUCAUCUUGAAGAAAGGGGACAUCGCUAAGUACUAGAUGCUGCUUUCCUGCCCGCUUCCGCGCGAGCUGGGGGGAGGGGGAGGCAGCCGCCGCCCUCCCCUCCGGUGCUGUAACCCCUCCCUGACCCCCCACUCGGGCCCUCGCAUCCCCAGCGCUGGACCACGCUGGAGCGCGCCCACCGCCGCAGCCGCUGUAGUCACUCCCCCAAAAGUGCCCAAGUCGUUGACGCAAAAGAUGCUGCUUAUUUGCAUGCCUAUUUACAUAUGUUUGCAUGUUCGUUGAAUGUCAACGUGUGCAGAGCUCUUCCCAGCCCCGUAGGUGGUGACUUUGUUUUCCCGGGGGACGUGCACCCGGCUGCAGUCCCCUCCCCCGCACCCCGGAACCGCGUCGCGGGCGCAUCCGCUGGCGCAUCCUGGGCGGAGGCAGGCUCCGGCACUCGGAGAAGGGGUUUUCCUCCCUCCCUGACCUAGAUAGGCGCCCAGCCCGCAUUUCCCAUCCCCGCGGAGGGUUUCCUCUCAGUCAUUUGUUUACCAGAAACGGUGAAAGCUGCCCGUCAGGACGGAGUUGCAGCUCCCGGGGCCCCACCUUCCUCCGGUGAGGAAGCCGGUGCGCUGCCCCGGCCCGGCCCAACUCCUCGGACCCUUUCACGGCCGUGGUAGAGUCGAUGGAGGAUGAGGGGCCCCGAACCUGUCUCCGACUGCUGCCUCCCAGGUCCCCGCGCCCCCGCGCCCCCCCCCCCCGCCGCCGUCUCGCAUCCCCAUUAAAGCUCUCUCAGACGCCUGGGGCUCCCUCCC
Messenger RNA from Phyllostomus hastatus (greater spear-nosed bat), 3422 nucleotides. It is a transcript of the gene ESPN, whose product is annotated as espin. Gene Ontology annotation, cellular component: cytoplasm. The coding region runs from base 163 to 2664 and encodes 833 amino acids. NCBI's taxonomy places the organism in Eukaryota, Metazoa, Chordata, Mammalia, Chiroptera, Phyllostomidae. The transcript is spliced from 15 exons. Gene Ontology annotation, biological process: actin filament bundle assembly. The record is from RefSeq and is a predicted model, not a curated record. Gene Ontology annotation, molecular function: actin filament binding.